AUGGGCUUUUUGAGCUUCUGGUCCAGGAAGCCGCCGCCCGUUUCCGAGGAUACCGAUGUUCUCAAGGCGCAACCAUACAAUGCGACUGUGGCGUCGCUGCCCCCAAUCCUCGGAACCCUACCGGUAGCAGGCAAUGGCCCCAGCAUUUUGGAGGCCAUUCAGAGGACAAAGAUCAAAUCGCAACUCAGAAAAGCCCCGAGCUAUUCCACUGAGGCAUACGUACCGACGCCGUCGAUACGCAAGCUCCGACAAGAUGAGUCGGGACGUCCGCAGACGGCGCCGACCGAGGACCAGGCCGGAUGGCUGGGCCGUCGCAGGUCCGCAUCUCUGAAGGAGCAUCCAGUUCCUCAACUGCCUACCAUCUCGCAGGGGAACCGUCCGCCCUACAGGCUGCCGGGCAAACUGCCCCAUCGUUCAGACAAGCCGCGCCCGCCAAUUGUCAAGUUGCCCGAGAAAAUCUUCGACGCUUCAAUUCUCAACAAGCCACUGCCCGCCAUCGCACACGAGAAGACCUCGUCCAUCAACAGUAGCAACUCGGCCGCGACCAAGCUAUCCAGGGGCUUCGUUGACCUACUGGACGCGCAAGCGGGUUUUCAAUCUACGGAUUUGUACCAAAGAGUCCAGGCGACGGGUGCUCGGAGUUAUGGCGAAGAUGUUGCAGAUCGGAACGUUGGUGCCAGCGGAGUCAAGUUGAAUUCGACCGAAACCUCCACACAUCACAGCAUGAACUCAGCGUCCGCCGCAAGAUCUCAGAAUGGAGGAGAUGAAGAUUUGCUAUCCAAGUCGAGGAAGAGGCAUUCCUUGGGAGCCGGUCUGCGGACCACUUCACUGGAUUCUGAGACCUAUGCUGUAAGGUCAAAGGCACCAGGUACCGACCCACCUCUGCCGCCCAAAAGCCCUCUCCGCCGUCGUAUUAUCGAUGACGAGGCCGUCUCAGCGUCGACCAAGGCGGAUCGGCGCAAGUCUCUCCCUUCGUAUCUGCAUUCCUCACAGAGGAAACAUGUUCAAGACAGUGAUUCUGAUUUUCCCGACUCGCUGAAGGCCAAAGGCAAAGACGCGGCCAGAGCAGCGGAUGGCAGACUGUCGUCCAUCAAGUCGGUACCUUCGCCUCGGAAUUCGUCACUAGAUAAGAGACGCUAUGCCAGUCGCACUGGUGAGAAAACCCAUGGAUCAAAGGACCGAGAUAGAUCCACCAAGGGACGAUCGUCCAAGACCACGAAAUCGUCUAGGAGGGAGACAUUGUCCUAUGCAUCAAAGUCAGCUCAGAACCAUGUCGCAUCAAAGAGGUUGAGUUUACAGAGCAUGCAAAUGACCUCCACCGGCAACGACACCGAUGGAGGCAGUAUUCACCGUGCAAGACCUCAAAGCCCAAGAUCGGAUACGCAGAGCAGCUCGCGCCGCGAUCUACGGAUGCAGGCAUUUGAGACACCUCGUCCUAAGUCCUUUCAUAAACGUUCUGGUAAUCGAGAUGAACUCCUGAUUGACCAAUUUGCCCACACGCGAAGUCCCAGGACUGCGCCGGGCAAAGCUGUCAAGAAGCCUGAUCUCGACGAGACUAUCCCAGAACGAACAAGCAGCUUGCGGCAUGGCUCCAUGGACUCGACAUCGGCGACGAGUCUCAGCUCUAACCCUUUCAGACCGCAGUCCCGGCAUACUGCCAAUACUUCCAUCGACCUCUCGCCAUUCGCAAAGGAAGCCAACUUCAGCCAUGAUUCGUUAGGGGCAGUCUCGAGCCGCACAGGACCGGAUCAUCGCCUUCCGUCCCCGCUCGCAGUGUCGGCCUCGUCACCGCUGAGAUCAGAAGUGAAACCGAAACGCUCGACCAAUUUCAACAUUGACGACUACAUCUCAUCAGACGAUGAUGCUGAUAAACCCCGCCGGCCCCGAGGCGAAGGCGAGGAAGAGCUUGUAUUCAACGACUCGGGCUAUGGUUUUGGUUUUGAGUUGCCCGGCCUUUCUAGUCAAUUCGAUGCCACCCCUCUGUUCGCACCUUCUUCGCCCCCAAGAUCCAUCUCCAGAUCUAAGGGUAGGGACAAUGAGAGGGAUAUCUCAAGUUACAAACUCGAUGAGUCAACCUUGACUGAACUUGAAAAUGCGUAUAGCGGGUCCCGGGCAGACUAUCGCCGCCGUGCACCCCGAACUCAUGUGUCAGCCAAUCGGUACGAUGACUCGACCGACACCGAGUCUUCUACGGGGGAGGAAGAGCAAGAUUCAGAGGAUGAGUUAUCAUUCGAUAUUCCGAUGACCAGGCGAAGCACGCCCUUAAGACAGUACCGUGCUGCUAGGUACGCCAGUCGAGAGGACAUUAUCAUGGAGGAGAGGGACAUCGAGAAGAUGGACGUCCACACCGCAAUGAGGCUGCGUAAGGAGGAAAAGAGACGCAAGAGAUUAAGUGGUGCCAGCGGGACCACAAUCCGCCCUUGGAGUGAGAAAGGCAAGGAAAAAGAGUCGGUCCACCCGCAUCGGAUUGACAUGAAGGGCUUCGAUGCUGAUGUGGAGUAA
Molecule: messenger RNA, 2502 nt
Organism: Neoarthrinium moseri
Lineage: Eukaryota; Fungi; Ascomycota; Sordariomycetes; Amphisphaeriales; Apiosporaceae
Exons: 3
Coding region: 1-2502 (833 amino acids)
Source: RefSeq, a predicted model, not a curated record